AUGGAUAACUAUUUUAAACCUCCAGAGCCGCUCUUGCUAGACGGGAAUAUCUCAGAGAGCUGGAAGAGAUUUUCUCAAAAGUUUGACUUGUUUUCAAAGGCCACCGGACUAGAUACCAAGGAAGAAGGAAAACAAAUUGCUUGCUUUUUGUCCUUAAUUGGUGACGAUGGUCUAGACUUAUUUAAUAGUUUUUCGUGUGAGGCAGGUAAAGAUAAGAUUUUGGCAGAAAUAAAAAAGAAGUUUGAAGAUCAUUGUGCUCCGCAGAAAAAUGUAAUUUUUGAAAGGGCAAAAUUUAAUACGAUUGUACAAAAAGAAGGUCAAACUUUCGAUAGCUUCUUGACCGAGCUGACGAAGGCAAUAGAUGUUUGUAGAGCCACAGAAACUAGUAAAGACCAAGUGAAGACAUUAGAUAAUGAAUCAAGACUAAAUGCUGUAAGAGCUAGUACAUCCAGAACCGAGUCCAGAACUUUUAAUAAACCAGUCUGUGAUAAAGACCCAAAUAAGCCUUGCAAGAGUUGUGGUUAUAAACAUAAGUUUGGAAAUAAGUGCCCUGCUGCCGGAAAAACCUGUGCAAAAUGCCAAGGUCGUGACCAUUUUGCCAAGGUGUGUCCAAAUAAAAGUGAAAGAAAUGACAGUCAUAGAAAUAAAGUCUAUAAGAAGAAAGUUAAUUGUGUAGACAAAGAGUCAAGUUCCGAGUCAACUGAAGAAAGUGACCAUGAGUUUUACAUAAGUGCAAUCAACUCAAGUGGCAGAAGUAAAAAUAACACAGAAACUAUGUGGACAAAGGAAAUAUGGAUCAAGGGUAAGCCUAUAACAUUCAAGCUAGACACGGGAGCAGAGAUUGCCUAUACGCAAGACAAAUGUUACAUUGAUGUUUACGGUGACCCAAAUUUUAAACUACAAUGUUUUGGUGAAGUAGUGCUAGAGUGCAAAGUGAAAGAGUGUGUAGAAAAAGUUCCUUUUGUUGUAGUUAGUGCCCAAAGUAAAAUUCCUCUGUUAGGGUUGCAAGAAUGUUUAAAAUUAAAACUGAUUAAACGAGUAGACUCUUUAAAUAAACCAAGUGUUUUUAAAACGUUAGAUGAUGUAGUUAGUCAAUAUGCAAAUGUUUUUGAAGGGUUAGGAAAAUUUCCUACACAACAUCAUAUAACAUUAAAACAAAAUGCAAAACCAAAAAUAAAUGCUAUUAGGAGAGUGCCUAAUAUUUUACUAGAACCUCUGAAAAAAAAGUUAUAUGAUCUUGUGUCCAAGGAUAUCAUUGAAAAAGUAGAUAAACCUACAGAGUGGGUACACCCUCUGGUUAUUGUUGAAAAACCAAACGGUGACCUUCGUCUCUGUUUAGAUCCAAAAGAUCUGAACCAAGCUAUACAACGAGAACACUUCCUCAUUCCAUCAUGUGAUGAUAUUGCUGUUAAACUGACAAACAAAAAAUUUUUUACUGUCCUAGACAUGAAGGAUGGGUACUGGCAAGUUGAGUUGGAUAGCCCAAGUGCAGAUCUUAUGACUUUUGGUACACCAUUUGGUCGUUUUAGAUUUAAGAGACUAGCGUUCGGUAUAUGUUCAGCCCCUGAGGUUUUUCAAAAGAAAAAUUUUGAAAUAUUUGGAGAUAUACCUGGAGUAGGACUGUAUUUUGACGAUUUGAUUGUUACAGGUGCCACCGAGGCUGAACAUGACCAGAACCUGAGAUGUGUAUUAGAAAAGGCUACUAAACAUAACCUUAAAUUUAACAAAGAAAAAAUUCAGUUCAAAAAAGAAAGUGUUAAGUUUAUGGGCCAAAUCUUUUCACAUAAAGGUGUUGAAACUAAUAAAAAAUAUGUAGAAGCCAUUUUAAAAAUGCCUGUGCCUGAGUGUAAGGCAGAUGUUUUAAGAUUUUUAGGCAUGGUCAAAUACAUAGGCAAGUUUAUACCAAAUCUUUCUAAAAUAACUGCACCCUUAAGAAAUUUAACAAGAAAUGAUAUUGAGUUUGAGUGGACUGAAGAAUGCAAAAAUUCUUUUAAUAAUUUACUACAUUUAUUAACCAAUUCCCCUGUUUUGACAUAUUUUAACUCAAAAAUCCCCAUUGAAAUAGAGACAGACGCCUCUAAAGAUGGGUUGAGUGCUUGUCUUUUACAAGAAGGCAAACCAGUAGCCUUUGCAUCGCGCAGUUUAACCAAAACUGAGCAAACAUAUGCUCAGAUAGAAAAAGAAGCAUUGGCUAUUGUAUUUGCUAUAAAAAAGUUUCAUUACUUUAUUUAUGGCAUGCCUACUAAAAUUUACAGCGACCACAAACCUUUGGAAUCAAUUUUCAAAAAAGAAUUACAACCUAAAGUUAAACUUUUACAUGAAGGCCACCUAGGAAUUGAAAAGACAAAAUCGCACGCCAGAAAAGCAUUUUAUUGGCCUGGUAUUACAGUAGAUAUUGAAUCGUAUGUGAAAAACUGUAAAAUUUGUGAAAAAUUUUCUAGAAAAAAUCCUAAGCAAACACUUUUACAAUACCCAAUACUUGAAAGGCCAUGGGAACGUGUUGGUUCGGAUAUUUUCACAUAUGCUGAUCAAAGUUAUUGUGUUUUGUUCGAUGCUUAUUCAAACUGGCUUGAGAUUUUGCCUAUAAGAAAUAAAAGUGCUGAGGCUAUUAUUGCUCAAAUGAAACCUGUUUUUGCCAGGUUUGCAGCCCCUGAUAUUCUUGUCACUGAUAAUGUACCUUAUAAUAGUGUAAAAUUCUUAGAAUUUGCUAAGAAUUGGAACUUUACUCUUGUCACUCGAAGCCCAGAAUAUCCACAAUCAAAUGGAUUGGCUGAAAAAGCUCCUAUGUUGUGUGUAAAUGUAAAAGAAAAAAUACUUGCUAAACGUAAAAUUAAUGAACAACACUAUAAUAAAAAUGCUAAAAGUCUAAAACCACUUAACAAGGGCUGCAAUGUUACUGUAUUAAAUAACAGAAAUAAUGUUUGGGAACCGGCAAAGAUUGAAAAGUUACAUGAUAGUCCUAGAUCAUAUGUAUUACAAGACUGUAGAGGCAACACUAUCAGAAGAAACCGCAUUGAUAUUAAACCAUCAGAAAACCCUUUUAAGUUAACUGAUAAUUCAUUUGAGUCUGAAACUGAUAAUUCUAAUUCUACUGACAGUGAUGUUACCCCUUUAACUUAUACCUAA
Molecule: messenger RNA, 3126 nt
Organism: Sitophilus oryzae (rice weevil)
Lineage: Eukaryota; Metazoa; Arthropoda; Insecta; Coleoptera; Curculionidae
Exons: 4
Coding region: 1-3126 (1041 amino acids)
Biological process (GO): DNA integration
Molecular function (GO): nucleic acid binding
Source: RefSeq, a predicted model, not a curated record